CGGGUGGAUGCAGUUCCGGCAAGAGGCUGCGGGCGCCGCUGUUGACCGAGCAGGAGCCGAAGGAAGCCGGAGCGCUGCAGGCAGCCCCGCCCGCUGCAGCCGGACUCGCUCGCUGGCUGUCUCUGCGUUCGGAAGCACUGCGAACGUCCCCCCGGUGCGGAGACGGGCUGCCGCGAACCGGAAAGGUCUGUGGUAGGAGACCGCAGCGGGGAGACGAAACCGUAACAAGAAACAGAUCUGAAUCUGUGGCGGCGGUGGAGAUGUGCGGGGCGAGGAGGCUCUGGAGCGGGCGGACGCGGGCCCUGCUGUGCUGCAUCCUGCUGUCGGCAUGGGAAGCGGUGUGGGGGCAGCUGCGCUAUACGAUGCCUGAGGAAAUGCCCAAGGGCUCCUUCGUGGGUGAUGUGGCUAAGGACUUGGGACUGCAGAUGACUGCAAUCAGAGACAGUGGCAUACGCAUCUUAGACAGAGGUAUGACGCAGUAUUUCUCUCUGCACGGCAAAACGGGGCACUUGGUAACGGCGGCGAGGAUAGAUAGAGAGCAGCUGUGUGAGAAUGAGCAGCAGUGCGUGCUGCGGUGUGAGCUGAUAGUGGAGGGGGAAAUGCAGGUGUACGGAGUCGAAGUGGAAAUCACUGAUAUUAACGACAACGUGCCCAGUUUCCCAGAGCCAGAAACGCAGCUGAAAAUGAGCGAGACGAUAGCUCACGGAUCUCGAUUUCCUCUUGUCGAAGCUCAGGACCCAGACUUGGGGGCUAAUUCUGUCCUGAGGUACGAGCUGAGCGGUGAUGAGCACUUCUCACUGGCCGUGCAGGCGGGCCCUGGAGGAGAUCGGCAUCCCGAACUUGUGGUGGCCAAGGCACUAGACAGGGAGGAGGCGGCCUUUCACGAUCUGGUACUGAGCGCUAGGGACGGCGGAGAGCCGUCGCGGACGGGCACGGCGCGAAUCAGGGUGGUGGUAGUGGACGCGAAUGACAACGCGCCCGUGUUCAGCCCGGCUGAGUACACAGUGCGUGUGCCUGAGGACGUGCCCGUGGGUUCCACCCUCAUCACUGUCACGGCCACCGAUCCCGACGAGGGAAUGAACGGGCAUGUGAAAUACUCGUUGAAGAAAAUCACGGAGAAAGCAUCGAAGAUUUUCGAGCUGGACUCUGAGACUGGAGCAAUCACUCUGGUGCAGAGUCUGGACUUCGAGGAAGGAAAGUCCUACGAACUGGAGGUGCAGGCAAGGGAUGGCGGCGGCCUUUUUGAUACGGCAAAGAUCGAGAUCACAGUGACAGACGUCAACGACAACCAGCCUAAACUGAUAGUGACAUCUCAGCUGAGCGAGAUUUCGGAGGAUGCCCCGUCGGGAACGGUGGUGGCCUUGAUGCACGUGCAAGACCGGGACUCGGGGACAAACGGACAGGUGCGGUGUUCCCUAGAUGCCGAUGUCCCGUUCCGUCUGGAGAAGUCCUUCGAGGGUUAUUAUCGAGUGGUGACGAUGAAGGAGUUGGACCGGGAGGAAGUAGCGGAGUACAACGUCACAGUGAGGGCUGCCGACGGCGGGACGCCGCCGCUGUGGAGCAGUGCCGUGCUGGCGCUGCAAGUACUGGACGUGAACGACAACGCACCGGUGUUCAGCGAGGCGAGCUACAGCGCCCGGCUGGCCGAGAACAACGCGGCGGGCGCGCUGGUGCUGACGGUGCGGGCGAGGGACGCGGACUGGGGGCAGAACGCGCGCGUGCGGUACCGGCUGGGCGAGGGGCGGGUGCGGGACGUGCCGCUGUCGUCGUACGUGUCGGUGCAGGCGGAGACGGGCGCGCUGUACGCGCUGCGCUCCUUCGACUACGAGGAGGUGCGCGAGGUGGGGCUGUGGGUGGUGGCGGAGGACGGCGGCUCCCCGGCGCUGAGCAGCAACGUGUCGGUGCGGAUCGUGAUCGUGGACGAGAACGACAACGCGCCGCAGGUGCUGUACCCAGCGCCGGCGCCCGUGUCCGGGGCCGGUGUCCGUGGCUGGUCGGGCGUGGAGCUGGCGGCGCGGUCGGCGGAGCCCGGCUCGCUGGUGGCCAAGGUGGUGGCGGUGGACGCGGACGCGGGUCAGAACGCGUGGCUGUCGUACGAGCUGGCCAAGGCGACGGAGCCGGGGCUGUUCCGCGUCGGGCUGCACAGCGGCGAGGUGCGCACUGCGCGCUUCCCGCUGGCCCGCGACGCGGCCCGGCAGAGCCUGGUGGUGCUGGUGAAGGACCACGGGCGGCCGGCGCUGUCUGCCACGGCCACGCUGACGGUGGUGCUGGCUGAGAGCGUGGCCGAGAUGCUGGCCGAGGUGGGCAGUGCGACGGCAGCGGUGCCAGGCGAGUCCUCCCGCAUCCUGACGCGCUGGCUGGUGCUGGCCGUGGCAGCUGUCUCCUGCCUCUUCCUCGCCUUCCUGCUACUGUUACUGGCAUUGCGCCUGCGGCGCUGGCGCCGCUCGCAGCUGCCUUCGCCGGCUGGCGGGGUCUUGCGUGGCGUCCCUGCCACACACUUCGUGGGCAUCGACGGCGUCCGCGCCUUCCUGCGCUCCUACUCGCAAGAGAUGUCUCUCACCGCCGACUCGCGCAAGAGCCAGCUCCGCUUGUCUCCCGCCAGCUGCUGCGACACCCUUCCGGUCCACCCGCCACCCGUGGAGCCCUCCCCGUUGCUUGUGGAGGAACAUGCCGGUGCCCACCCACAGGACCCCGACGCUGCCCCGGUGAGUGCCUGUCCACAGACCUAUUUCCACACGCCUCCCGUUACUGCUCCCCUGUCCUCAUCCUAUUCUAGUGUGGCUGCUGAGGCAGGAUUCUUGACAGGGAAUACAAAGCUACUUCCACUUUCAUGCUGACUGCUUACGGCUAUUGUUGCCGGCAGGUGACCGUGGAAUGGUACCUCAGCGUUUCUGUAUUAGAGACAGACAGUGUCAGGCUGCUAUUGGCUGCAGUUUGGUUGGAGCAGGAGUUUUACUUUUGCCCCAAGUCAGGUCCUCAUUGUGUCUCCAACUCGUCUAAUACUGAUUUUAUGGCCAGAAUGAACUCUUUUGAAGCAAUGUGUUGUAUUAUUAGCUGUUGGAUAUCUCCAUUAUGACCAUUUUCCCCACACUACAUGUGCUUGGGUGGGAUGUGAAUGUGUUUGGAAGUAACUUCCAAGCUCAGAUACAUAACCUAGCAUUAUGAUUUCUGAUGUUCUCAACGUCUGUCUUGCUCCAUUAUAGCACAGGAAAUGUCAUUAUCUUAGUCCAUGCUUUGGUGUUUGUGCAUUAGGUGGAGAAAUGGGCUAGACAGCAACUUGUCCAUCAGCAAUUUAUUUCUGUCCUGUUAAGAUGAAGGAGAUUCAUUAGAGUUCUAUCUCUUUGAGAAAGCAGGUUCAUAGAUGCAUGUGAAGGGAUGGGUAGAGGAUUUGAGAUAUGUGUCUUGUGGAUUCAUUGACUCUUAUGGUUGACUUAUUUAAAAGAAUCUUUGUGUACCUUAUUAUGUUAUUGCAAGCACUAUAUGAGAGUGAUUCAAGUUGUAGGAUGAGAUAAAAGGAGAGUUUGACCAUGUAUCUUCCUUCUCAGUACAGAGAUAUAAAGGUAUCUGUUUCAAGUCUUUGGUGUAAUGAUGAUGUAUAGCGAAGCAAGAUUUUCUGGGCAAAAGGACAUGAAUUUCUGAGGGUGAAAGAACAUCAUGCAGUUUGUUAGAGAUUGGAAAUGUGAUUUAAGGGAGCUGGGCCUGAGGGAGCUGCUGAAAAGAGAAUGUGCUGCUCCUUUCCCAUGGGUGCUUUGAGAAGAGCAAAAUGUGUAUUUUGCACCUGAGAAAAACAUUAAUUAUAUAGAAUCAUAGAAUCAACCAGGUUGGAAGAGACCUCCAAGA
Messenger RNA from Pogoniulus pusillus (Red-fronted tinkerbird), 3840 nucleotides. Its product is annotated as protocadherin gamma-A10-like. Gene Ontology annotation, molecular function: calcium ion binding. The transcript has a single exon. The record is from RefSeq and is a predicted model, not a curated record. Gene Ontology annotation, cellular component: plasma membrane. Bases 261 to 2837 code for a protein of 858 amino acids. Gene Ontology annotation, biological process: homophilic cell-cell adhesion. Lineage: Eukaryota; Metazoa; Chordata; Aves; Piciformes; Lybiidae.